AGCGGAGCGAGAGGGGAGGGAGAGGGAGGAGAAUUGAAAACCUGGGAAAAAGCUGAGCGCGGCCCAGUUAAUCCAUCACUCCAGGGGGAAUAGCUCAUUAACCCAUUAAACGGGGAGGUUAAAGGCGUGCUGGGAAGAGGGGGAAGAGGGUGGGAGAGGGCGAAGGACGGGGGAGAAGGUUGGAAAGGAGCGGGCCCGAGAGGGAGAAAAGGGGGAGCAAGCCCCCACCUCUUCCCAGGGCUGUGUGUGUGAGUGAGUGUGUGUGUGUGAGUGAGUUUGAGUGUGUGUGUGUGUGUGUGUGUGUGUCUGCACACACACCCCAGAGUGGCAUUGGAUUCGCUGCUGCUGACCAUGAAGAGGCUGUGCGAGGAGACCUCUUCGGACACCGAAUCGGAUGGCAUCAUAGACGUGGGAAAAGAAGAAUACAGCCAAAUAUCCAGGUCUGUUUCCCCAACCACCACAUCUCAGAUGCAAGCCAGGAAAAAGCGGAGAGGGAUUAUAGAGAAACGGAGACGAGACCGGAUCAACAGCAGUUUGUCUGAACUUCGGCGCCUUGUUCCCACCGCCUUCGAGAAGCAGGGCUCUUCCAAACUGGAGAAAGCAGAAAUCCUACAGAUGACAGUGGACCAUUUGAAAAUGCUCCAUGCUACAGGAGGAACAGGAUUCUUUGACGCCCGGGCCCUGGCAGUGGAUUACAGAAGCAUCGGCUUCCGCGAGUGCCUGACUGAAGUCGUCAGAUACCUGGGGAUCCUCGAGGGACAGAGCAGCGCCGAUCCCAUCCGCAUCCGGCUCCUCUCCCAUCUGAACAACUACGUUUCUGAGAUGGAGCCAUCACCGGUGGCCGCGGCCCUCCUGCCCUUUCAGGCCUGGCCCUGGUCCUUCCUGCAAGGCGGGCCAGCACCCACCGGGCCUGCCAGCCGGGUCCAGGUGCCACAGCGGGAACCGGCCCCGGGCCUGGCUCUCUUGACUGCUUCCUCCCUCGCCUACCCCGGCCCGACUCCAAGAUCGGCUCCUCUCCGCCGGCCGCCCGGCGCCGCCCUGCCCACCCGCCGGGGUCUCCUGCCUGGCCGGGCUGGCUCAUCGUCUCGGAGGGGCCGGUCUGCCGGGGCACCGGCGGCCCCCGGCGGCCCCCCGAGGGCCACGGCGUCCAAGGACAGCCGGGUCACCGCGGCGGCGGCCUUCCUUCUCUCCUCCUCUGCCUCAGCCGCAGCGGCCGGGCCCCCGGCUUACACAACCCCGCCGGCCGUGUUGAAUCCUUCUCCCCAGGGGUUGGCCGUCAGGGUUGCCGCUGCCAGACUCUGCCGCUCCUGGGCCACUGAAAUCGGUGCUUUUUAAUUUGGGUCAUGGGGCAGGGGGGAGGGGAGGGAUCUCUUCCCAAACUUCACCAGAGAUACCGUCCUUCCGGGGAGGGUUUCCCACAGUGGAAGCCACUGAUCUGAGAUCAAGGGGAACGCCCAGCUGAGCAGCCUUCCUGCUUUGCUUUGUGGAAAUAAUAGCUCCUCCGAGACUCUCCUCUCUCUUUCCACACUCUCCCGCUUCUCCUCCCUUGUUCAGUUCCCCCUCAAUCCCUUCCACAUUAGCUCCCCCAGCUCCUAAGCCUACCCCACUUCCCUUCAUCUCCAUCCUCAUUUAUUUAUACCUCCUCCAUUUCAGCUUUACUGAUAAUCGUAUUGAACUUAAAUGGACUUUUCAGUAUAUGGCUACAUUUCGCCCCAGCAGAUGGGGAGUGAAAUUUAUCUCCAAGCCUUGAGAAAAAGUGCUCUCCUCAUGCACGGAUACAAGAGAGUCUCAAAGACUAACACCCACGUAGAAGCAGACGCCCCUUUAUUCGGCGUUGGGUCUAAUCGGGGUGUGGGAUUCCGUUGAAAAAAAAUUGGUUAGAGAAAAAGAAAUAAAUUGUUUCCAGGACUGGGGGCGAGACCGAGGCCUCAGGCAACAAAUUCACAUUCUCACACUGGUUUCUUGAGAGCUGCUGUCUCGGGGGCAGCAAAACACUGGCUGGUUUGUUCUCAGUUAAAAGCGUGCCAUCGCAGUGCUAAGCAUAAGCAUACGAUGUGUGGAGAAGUACGUGUGAUUAGUUGUCCCUGCCUUGGAGCGUGUGGGAUCGUUUGGGAGCUAACUGGACGUGCCCCAGGGCUGUACUCGACCCUGGCAUGCUCUGCCCUCCAGGGAGAAGCCCAAGUGUCUCAUAAGGUGCAUUCGGGUUCCAGAGAUCGAAAUAAACAGAUUCCCGGUAGGCAAGGCUGACAUGCUCCUUCUCUGCCAAGUCUGUCUGGCUUCGGGUCAUUUUAGAUGCUAAUGAGAGCCCUCAUAAAACAUGCCAGUUACCUUCUCGUCCUCCUCCUCCUCCUCUUUCUCUUCCUUCUCCUUCUCUUCCUCCUUCUCCUCUUCCUCCUCCUCUCUCCUCCUCCGGCACCUUCCAAAUCCAGAUCAAUGUCAGCUUCGCAACUGUAUAUGUCCUAUUUCAUUCAACAGCUGAACUUUGAUACCUAGGUAUUCCAAUACCUUGAAGGUUUCCAGAGACCAAACAUUUCUCAGCAACAUUCCCAACUCAAAAGGGGGGUGUGAAAUUGAAUUUCUAGCCAGAGAAUUGGAGGUGUGGCAUACCUGUAGACAGGAACCUGGUCUCGGAUUUUGUGCCCCUGAAGAUUUCGGUCAGUCUUCAUCCACCCUGUGUGACUUUCUGUUUGUGGUUGUCAUGGAGGAAGGGAAGGGGUGUAUGGUAGUGAAAUAUCAUGUACCCAAAAGCUGAAUCUGUAUUAGAGAUUGAGAUUCCUUAUUCCCAAGACCAGUUUUCUUCUGAUCCGGGAAGCCGAUUCUGUCGCCGCAGCUUUGUGCUACCCUGAAACAGGAACAAACACCACAAAGGGACGGGAAGAGGAGAGCCGUCAGGAGCUUAUUUGGCUAAUAUUUUCCUGGCCCCAGCCGAGUCAGGCAACUGGCGAGUUGCCUAUUUGGGCAUAUGGUUCAGGGGUAGACCUCAAAACGGCUAUGUCUGUGCCGUGGGGAGUUUCUGAUGAAGGCACAAGAAAGAGACAUUUUACUCGGCGGAGAGAAAAAUCCCCAAACCAUGCCUAGACCAUAAGAAGGUUAUAUUGUACUCUCCCAAGUGCUUAGGACAGUGCUCUGCAUACAGUAAGAGCUCAAUAAAUGCGAUUGACUUAUUGAUGGCAGGGACUGUGUUCUGUCCAUGUCAGUGACCCAUUGCAUUCACUCUCUUUGUGGUCACUCUCCUUCCCUGAAGUAGCUGUAUAAUCAAGGAAAGCCCCGUCAUUCCUGAUUAUAUUCCCAGGAAAUACCCUUUCGGACCGUCGGCUGCAGCUUUGCCUCGCAGUUUACCGAGAGUAGUCACGCCUCACUUUGUUCUACGUAGAGUUGUUAAAUGGUCAAGCAGCGGAUCAAAAUAAAGUCCUUCAAACCCCA
Molecule: messenger RNA, 3423 nt
Organism: Ornithorhynchus anatinus (platypus)
Lineage: Eukaryota; Metazoa; Chordata; Mammalia; Monotremata; Ornithorhynchidae
Gene: HEYL
Product: hes related family bHLH transcription factor with YRPW motif like
Exons: 6
Coding region: 352-1335 (327 amino acids)
Biological process (GO): Notch signaling pathway; anterior/posterior pattern specification; circulatory system development
Cellular component (GO): nucleus
Molecular function (GO): DNA-binding transcription factor activity, RNA polymerase II-specific; RNA polymerase II cis-regulatory region sequence-specific DNA binding; protein dimerization activity
Source: RefSeq, a predicted model, not a curated record